AGGUGGGUGGCAGUGGACGUUGCUCUUCCUCGUGGACGUGCGCGAAUGGAGGGAUGCGAUGGGGGUGGCCGUGCUGUGCUGUCGCGGCAGCUGCCGUUGCCGUAGUCCGUCGAUACGAAGCGGAGAGGGCGGCGGGCCGCAUGAAGGCAGCGCUUUCCAGGCGGCGACACAGGCUUCUGCUGCAGAGGGUGUUGGACGCCCCGGACUGCAUCACGACUUCGGAGGCCGUGGCUCAGCUUUGCGCUGCAAUCGGCUCCGGUGUGCUUCCCAGGGCGACGCCACGUUGGUGGAUGAGGCAGAGAACUGGCGGGACUUGGGAGGAUUUGUGGGUGUGCGAUGACGCGACGGAUGACCACUUCCGGGAAAAGCUCCGCAUGUCGAGGAGAGUGUUCAUGGAGAUCACCGAAGCCUGUGCACCUCAUUUUCAACGACAGGUCACGUUUUACAGGGAGCCGCUUCAGCCGGAUCAAAUCGUCGCGUACGCGCUGUAUAGGUGGGCAACAGGAGAGUCGUACGACAACAGCACAUCAUCGUUCGACAUUGGCAGAUCAUCCGGAGUUCGAGCCGUGCGCGAUGUGACAGCCGCGUUGUCGAGGGUCUACGGGGACAGGAUAUCGUGGCCGACGGGGGUGCGUAAACAGGUGGUGCUAUGGGCGUUUCAGGACAAGGGCUUUCCCAACUGCCAUGGCGCAGUUGACUGCACACACAUCUACGUGGACAAACUGGCGAACGCUUCGAGCGAGAACUACUUCGACCGCAAGCACCGUUUCUCCGUCAUUGCGCAGGUGGUGGUGGACCUGAAUCUGCGUGUGCUUGACGUCUUCGUUGGCUACCCGGGCAGCUGCCACGACAUUCGGGUAAUCCAGCUGUCAAGUCUGUCGAGGCGGGAGGAAGAGGGAACGCUUUUUCGCGGGCCGCCUGUAACGCUGUCGGGAGGGGUGAGGACGAAUGGAUACAUCUUGGGCGACAACAGGUAUCCUCCUUCAGAAUGUAUAGUGGUGCCGUACGGAGGAAUCAAUCAGCACCCAGACGAGGAAAGGUUCGACAACAAACAAAAGGCCGCUAGAGGUGCUGUGGAGAGGGCGUUCGGGAGGUUGAAGGGGAUGUGGAGGCUCUUCCUUCGGUCGCACAAAACGAACUUGGACACUCUACCGCAGCAGUUCACGGCCGUCUGCAUUCUCCACAACGUCCUGCUCGAUGCUGGAAUCGAGUUCGACGAGAACUUGUUGUGGGAGGUCGACGAGAACGGGGUGAGGCGACGAGUGGACCUGGGGAUGCAUCGUCCACUACAGCCAGUGACGAUGCUGACAUCGACGGACGCCGCACACGCGCUCUGCAAUGCCCUAGCGGAGCGAAUGAAACACAUCUGAUCGUGCGUGUCGCGCCACUCUGCCUCUCGUACACAGACAAAAACCGUGUGUGUCCGUCGUGGAGUCGCGAACGAUGACGUGGAGUUAGCUCGCAGGGUUUGCAGUAGGCGGACGAUUCGUUUGUAGGUGUUUGUUGUUGUAGUCGACGGUAGUGUGCUUCUCCAAGUCGUGGGUGCUCGACAGUGAAGCGGCUCAAUUGCCGUGGGUGAUCGGCAGUGACGUCGCUGUUAUUUUUUUUUCGUUGUUCAUUGAUGUCGUCCUUGCCGCGACGGUGUUCCCGCGCAAAUGCGUGGGCAUGGGGAUGGGAAAUGUGAGGGGGGGGGGGGGGGGGGGGGGGGAGGGGAGGGGUUUUUCGGUGCUUGUUGGGUGGCGGCGCGGAGCAGGUCGACACCCCUCUAUUUCGCAUGUGCUUUGGAUCGCUGUUUUGCUUCAAAUUAUAAGAUAUUUGUAUUUUUUUGUUUAUUUGUGUGAGGUCGUCGUCGUGCGUCAUGCUGCUGUCCGUCUUUUGAUGGCACGUGUUUUCUGUCCACCACAUGUAGCGUCUAUGAUGCAUGUUGUCUGCAGUACUCGGCGUUCGGUUGAUGCUGUUGGUGAAGCUUCGAUGUUGAACUGAUGAGGACCACGUGCAUGGAAUGAAAUGUAAUCAACAAA
Messenger RNA from Chara braunii, 2021 nucleotides. Lineage: Eukaryota; Viridiplantae; Streptophyta; Charophyceae; Charales; Characeae. The record is from the annotation of a GenBank genome assembly.